GCAGCGUGGCCCCGGUACCGCAUCGUGGGCACGGCCGACUCGGGCCAGUACAACCUGGAGAUCCGCGACGCCGAGCUCUCCGAUGACGCCGUCUACGAGUGCCAGGCCACCGAGGCCGCGCUGCGCUCGCGCCGCGCCAAGCUCACCGUGCUCAUCCCCCCGGAGGACCCCACGAUCGACGGCGCCCCCGAGAUCCUGCUGAGGGCGGGGACCCCCUACAACCUGACGUGCCGCGCCCGCAGCGCCAAGCCCGCGGCCACCAUCGCCUGGUUCCGCGACGGGCAGCAGCAGGACGGGGCUGUCACCAGCACGGAGCUGCUGGCCGAUGGCAAGCGCGAGAGCACCACGAGCCUGCUGGCCAUCACCCCCACGGACCUGGACAUCGGCCGCGUCUUCUCCUGCCGCAGCUCCAACGAGGCCGUGCCCGCGGGAAAGGAGACCUUCGUCAGGCUCAACGUGCACCACCCCCCGACGGUGACCCUGUCCAUCCAGCCCCAGACGGUGCAGGAGGGCGAGCGCGUCGUGUUCACCUGCAUGGCCACGGCCAACCCCGAGAUCAAGGGCUACAGCGUCCCCCCGGCCCCGCAGGUCCUGAGCAACAGCAACCAGCUGUACCUGAAGUCGGUGACGCAGGCGGACGCCGGCCAGUACGUCUGCAAGGCCAUCGUGCCCCGCAUCGGCGUGGGCGAGAGGGAGGUCACGCUCUUCGUCAACGGCCCCCCGAUCAUCUCCAGCGAGCCGGUGCAGUUCGCCGUGCGCGGCGACCGCGGCAAGGUCGAGUGCUUCAUCGGCAGCACGCCGCCGCCCGACCGCAUCGCGUGGGCGUGGAAGGAGAACAUUCUGGAAGCGGGCACGCUGGAGCGCUACACGGUGGAGAGGAGCAACACGGGCAGCGGCGUGCUGUCCACGCUGAGCAUCCAGAACGUCGUGGACGCCGACUUCCAGACGCGCUACAACUGCACGGCCUGGAACAGCUUCGGGCCCGGCACGGCCAUCAUCCAGCUCGAGGAGAAAGAGGUCCUGCCCGUGGGCAUCAUCGCCGGGGCCACCAUCGGGGCCAGCAUCCUCCUCAUCAGCUGCCUGGUGGCCCUCGCCUGCUUCCUGUACCGGCGCCGCAAAGGAAGCCGCAAGGACGUCACGCUGCGCAAGCUGGACAUCAAGGUGGAGACGGUGAACCGGGAGCCGCUGACGCUGCACGCAGACAGGGAGGAGGACACGGCCAGCGUGUCCACGGCCACCCGCGUCAUGAAGGCCAUCUACUCGUCGUUCAAGGAUGACGUGGACUUGAAGCAGGACCUGCGCUGCGACACCAUCGACACCCGCGAGGAGUACGAGCUCAAGGUCCGGUCCCGCCGGGAUUUUAGGGUGGGGAGAGAGGGGCAGAUCCCAAAUCUUCUUCUUUUUUUUUUUUUCCCCCCCGGAAUGGGUGGAAAACUCCAGGGAUUUCAGGCGGGCGGCGCGGCCUUCCCGGGCGGCGCGGCCUUCCCGCCCUACCGGCUGGGCUUCGGCGCGGCCGCGGGGCUGGAGCGCGGCGCCUACGAGGCCUACGAGGCCGUGGGCAAGUUCGGCAGCGCGGCGCGCUUCUCCUACACCUCGCAGCACUCGGACUACGGGCAGCGCUUCCAGCAGCGCAUGCAGACGCACGUCUAGGGCGGGCGCGGCUCCGCGGGUACCUCACCGGCGCCCCCUGAUAUUCAGGGGUUCGCCCCGCCAUCCCUCCCUGCCCCGGUUCCCCCGGUUUCCUUGGAGCUUCCGUUCAUUCCGUUGGUUGUUUUUCCGCCGGUACUUUCCCGCCCCCGCGGGUGGAGGGACGGGGGUGUCACCGCCCUGUCCCCUCCCCGCGUCGCCCCCGCCGGGGUUUGAGCCCUGUCGUCGUUGGGGAGCAGCUCUGCGUGUCCCUAAACCCCGGGGGACGUGCAAAUCCCAAAAACAGCCCCGUCCCGAACCAUUCCCCUUGGGAUCUGUGUGUUCCCAAAUCCCGAGGGACACACACGUCCCAAAAAAACCCAUCCUGAACCAUUCCCAUUGGGAUCUGUGUUCCCAAAUCCAGAGGGACACACACAUCCCAAAAAAACCCAUCCUGAACCAUUCCCAUUGGGAUCUGUGUUCCCAAAUCCAGAGGGACACACACAUCCCAAAAAAACCCAUCCUGAACCAUUCCAAUUCCCCAAGCCAUUCCCAUUCCCAUUGGGAUCCGUGUUCCCGAAUCCAGAGGAACACACAAAUCCCAAAACCAGCCUCAUCCCAAACCAUUCCCAUUCCCAUUCCCAUUCCCAUUCCCAUUCCCAUUGGGAUCCAUGUUCCCAAAUCCAGAGGGACACGAAAAUCCCAACACCAGCCCCAUCCCAAACCAUUCCCAUUCUCAUUAGGAUCCACACAUCCCCAAAUCCAGAGAGAUGUGCAAAUCCCAAAACCAGCCCCAUCCCAAACCACUGCCAUUCCCAUUGGGAUCCGCAUGUUCCCAAACCCAGAGGGACACAGAAAUCCCAAAACCAGCCCCAUCCCGAACCACUGCCAUUGCCAUUCCCAUCGGGAUCAGCGGGAGGGUUCUGCGUGCCCCCAGAUCCAGAGGGGACGCACAAACCCCACAACAACGCCCCAUCCCGACCCAUUCCCAUUCCCUGUGCCUUGAUUUCGGGGCCCCCCCCGUCAGGGACGGCUGCCCCCGUUCUCCCCAUCCCAAAUCCCCCUGGAGCGGCGGGAGUUUGGGGUUUGGGAGCAGCCCCCGUUCCGUACGCACACCGCUCCCGCGGGAAAGGCGGCGCUGGGAUCCCCCAGUCCCGUCCCGGGGCGACCCCGGAGCUGGGGGUCCCUCCUGUGAAUGUAAAUCCAGCUGGGAAUCGCAUUCCCGGGAAUCCCGGGAAUCCCGGGAAACCGAAACGUCGGGAUCAGGAGCUCGGCCGGGCCCCUCUCCCAGGGCCGGGGACUGGGGGGCACCGGGGACCCCGGUUUGGGACUGGGGGUUUGGGGGGGAUGAGUUCUGGAGGGAAUU
This is a messenger RNA of Passer montanus (Eurasian tree sparrow), 2992 nucleotides long. RefSeq names its product kirre like nephrin family adhesion molecule 1 (gene KIRREL1). Gene Ontology annotation, molecular function: cell adhesion molecule binding. NCBI's taxonomy places the organism in Eukaryota, Metazoa, Chordata, Aves, Passeriformes, Passeridae. The transcript has 11 exons. Gene Ontology annotation, biological process: cell-cell adhesion. Gene Ontology annotation, cellular component: cell-cell junction. The annotation marks the transcript as partial. The record is from RefSeq and is a predicted model, not a curated record.